Molecule: messenger RNA, 1311 nt
Organism: Trichophyton verrucosum HKI 0517
Lineage: Eukaryota; Fungi; Ascomycota; Eurotiomycetes; Onygenales; Arthrodermataceae
Exons: 3
Coding region: 1-1311 (436 amino acids)
Biological process (GO): dolichol-linked oligosaccharide biosynthetic process; protein N-linked glycosylation
Cellular component (GO): membrane
Molecular function (GO): UDP-N-acetylglucosamine-dolichyl-phosphate N-acetylglucosaminephosphotransferase activity
Source: RefSeq, a predicted model, not a curated record
AUGACAGUAACUCUCACUCGGAGAGAGACGUGGAGUCUCAUCGCACUAUCGAUAGGGUGCUCAGCCAUAUUGGUAAAAAAUGCACUUCAAGAUGGGGAGCCUCUGGUGGCUUCACUGGCAUUGUCUGGAAUCGCAUUUGCUGCGAGCUUUAGCCUCAUUCGAUGGCUAGGAAAUGUAUUCAUAAAAGCUGGGCUUAAAGGGAAGGACAUGUCCAAGCUUAAGAAGAUAGAGAUACCCGAGACGAUGGGCGCAGUUGUUGCAGUUGUUUACAUUCUUACUCUUAUCGUGUUCAUUCCAUUUCCCUUCUACAAAGAACUUGUAGCGGCUACAUCUGGUGGAGGAAAUCGUGAUAUACCCUUGCCCGUUCAUCGUGUGGAAACAGGCCGCUUUCUUCACAAAUUUCCUCAUAACAAGUUUUUCAUUCCAGCAUUUGCUGCAGUGCCGAUGCUAAUCGUCUACUUUGUCGAUUUCGGAGUGACACAUGUCAUAGUGCCAGUCCCCCUUCAAGCUUACUUGGGGCCCUCUCUGGACCUGGGUUGGCUGUACUAUGUCUAUAUGGCCGCGGUCGCCAUCUUCUGCCCUAAUAGUAUCAACAUGUUGGCUGGAAUCAACGGAGUUGAGGUUUCGCAGUCAAUAGCCAUAGCUUGCCUGUUGAUAACCAAUGAUGCACUGUUUCUGUCGCCAUUCACUCCAUACCCACACCCAGCCACGGAUUCUCAUCUAUUCUCAAUUUAUCUACUGCUACCAUUCAUUGCUGUUUCACUAGCCUUAUGGUGGCAUAGCUGGUAUCCUUCUAAGGUGUUUGUCGGGGAUACAUACUGUUACUUUGCUGGCAUGGUCUUUGCCGUUGUUGGAAUAUUGGGCCACUUCAGCAAAACUCUGUUGCUGCUAUUUGUUCCCCAAAUCUUCAAUUUCUUGUACUCUACACCACAAUUAUUUCACUUGAUACCUUGCCCGCGGCACCGAUUGCCAAAGUUUAACCCGCGAACGGGACUCAUGGAACCAUCCGUUACUGAGUGGACACGUCCUCCGCACUCCAUCAUCGCAACCGGUUUGGAUUUGCUGGACAAACUCUACCUCAUGCAGGUAAAAAGAAACGAAGAAGGCAGCAUUAUCGAGACAACAAACUUGACCUUACUUAACCUCUGGUUACUCUGGUUUGGACCACUGCGUGAGGAUAAGUUGGCGAUGCAUAUAGUCGGCCUCCAGCUUCUAUGCGGCGUGGCUGCCCUGCUCGUCCGCCAUAAGCUCGCCUUGUUAGUGUUUAGAGAGGAUAAUCGCGGGCCCGGAUUUGCAUAUAGCUUUGUAUAG